This is a messenger RNA of Ostertagia ostertagi, 1224 nucleotides long. NCBI's taxonomy places the organism in Eukaryota, Metazoa, Nematoda, Chromadorea, Rhabditida, Trichostrongylidae. The record is from the annotation of a GenBank genome assembly.
AUGGCCGAAAUUCAAGUGUUCAAAACAAAGAUCACGAACGCUUGUGCUCUGCUCAGGUCUAAUGAGCCAGAAAUCACAAAGUUCAACCAAGGAUUUUCAUUCCCUCCACAAAUUGAGGAAUGCAAAGCGUACAUUAGGGAAAAAACUGCCCUGUUGAACCACCUCACAAAAAGUAUCAACUCAGCGAAGCAGUUCCAUGACGCUUGCGCCAAAGAAGCCAUCGAGACAAUUAAUGUCUUCACCAAAGACAAGCUGACCACUACCACGAGGACAGCAAACCUAUCAGAAGAAGAUCGAAACUUCAUAAAAGGGAAAAAGAUCUCGAUUGCGCAGAGGAACCUCCUGAACGUAUCGCCUGACAUUCUCGUAGGACAAGACUUACUGCACCAAAUUCUUGACCACAAUGCUGCAGAUAUCAAGCUACCAUCCGGAUUAGUUCUCACACCAACUAUAUUUGGGUACACAAUUUCCGGCACCAGCGGCUUUACUAGUUCGACGAGGAGCAACUCAGAAGCACAGUGCAGCUCAGUCAUCGUUGCUACUCCACUCAUUUCAUCAAAAGAUGAUUACAAAAUGGAUAUAAAACAUCUGUAUGAAUUAGAGUCACUUGGAAUAAACACAGAUAGUGGCACUGAUGAAGCAUCCGUCAUCAAAUUCAUGGAGGAUUACAGAAAAAACCAUAACUAUCGAGAGUGGGAACAUCACUGCAGGAUUUCCGUCCACCGACGAAAAGGAAUCAUAGAGGAAGCGGACAACUUUUCAAACAGCGUCGCUAACUUCUACCUCCCUCAGAGAUACGUAUGGACACCUUCAAAGUCAACCAAGCUUCGAGUAGUGUUUGAUGCAUCUUCACAUGCGAAAGAUGAGUGUAGCCUCAACGACGUCAUCUUUGAAGGCCAUUCACUAACACCACUAAUCCACGAAGUGGUGCUGCAAAUUCGCACGCAUCUUUACACCAUGGAGCAUAGAGAUGUCACAAGAUUCAUCUGGGUGAAAGAUACAUCGCUCCCACCAGCAGGGAACAAUCUCAAGUAUUUCCGCUUCUGCCGGGUUCCUUUCGGCAUCAAUGCAAGUCCAGCUAUCCUACACCAGUCGAUACUGAAGCAUACCGAAGGGUCGCAUCAGAUUUGCCGAGAAAGACUGUUCCAACUCCCUCUACGUAGACAAUGUACUACUCGAAGGAAGAAAUGCAAACGAAUUAAUUCGGAAAUAAGCUGGAUCUAA